Molecule: messenger RNA, 1151 nt
Organism: Oncorhynchus nerka (sockeye salmon)
Lineage: Eukaryota; Metazoa; Chordata; Actinopteri; Salmoniformes; Salmonidae
Product: hairy and enhancer of split-related protein HELT-like
Exons: 4
Coding region: 66-1130 (354 amino acids)
Biological process (GO): regulation of transcription by RNA polymerase II; regulation of neurogenesis; anterior/posterior pattern specification
Cellular component (GO): nucleus
Molecular function (GO): DNA-binding transcription factor activity, RNA polymerase II-specific; RNA polymerase II cis-regulatory region sequence-specific DNA binding
Source: RefSeq, a predicted model, not a curated record
CGCAGGAGCAAAAGUCUGGCAGACAAUCACCAACGGCCUUUUUUCGUUCCGACAUACAGCCCUUUAUGAUAAAGGAUGCGUUACGGACAGCUGACACGCAGGACUUUGAUGCAAUUCUACCGUUCACUGUGGCCCAAGUACACUGCUCAGAAUCAAGCCCACCCGAAAACUACUGUUGGGCCGGGAACUUGCUGCUUCACGAGCCGGCGCUCCAGGGACAAGACUGCCCGGAGACAGACCCAGCAGAAUCUGGAACGCUAGAGGGAAAAAGUCACACACCCCCGGUUCCGGCGAUUCGUCACAACAAGCGCCAAAAAAGCCGAGACUCCGCACCGGCGAAAAACGGCACAGACGACCACAUAAAUCUAGAGCUGGGGGAUUCCGGCGCCCCGAGCAUUCCGAAUGAAACACCCAAGAGACCUGUUUUUAAUGACAUGUCAGAUGUUGAUGACCAGCUAUUCUGUGAUGCGGCCAACCUUAUAGACCCAGUCAAUUCUACGGCCUCAAUACCUGCAGCCGAACAAGAAAGGUUUUUCACAUUAUUUUCCAGGGCUUUGAAAUCGAGGAAUGUUUUAUUCCUUUUAGGUGAGCUACUGGGGGAGUUCGCCAACUACUUCCACUACGGCUACCACGAGUGCAUGAAGAACCUGGUGCACUACCUGACCACGGAGGAGAGGGUUGAGACCAAAGACAUCAAGUACGCAAGGAUCCUGGCCUUUCUUCAGUCCAAGUCCCGGGUCGCCACCGAGCCGGUGUUCGGCUCACUGGGCGCGUUUCCAGACCAGGCAGAUUAUCUGUGCCAGUUGCACUCCUCCCCGGAGUCACUCCAGAGUCACAGCCCCAACGACUCCGUGUUUCAGCAGAGCCCACCCGGACACUUCUCUUGGCACAGCACGGCGCGCAGCCCGACCAUCUCGUACCCAACGGUGCCGCUUUCCGCACCGACGCAACAGCACCAUGGUGGCUACCUGUCACCAGUGCAAGGACUUGACCAUCACUACUUCAACUUUUUCAACGGCCACCCGCACGCGAAUGCGUUCAGUUUGCACAGUACAACAUGCACAGCAACAUGCGUUGUAAAUAGAAUCCGGUUACCGUUUUGUGUUGUCUUUAUUUAUAUGUGUUCAUAAUAAAUACUUAAAGAUUGUGGA